This is a messenger RNA of Myripristis murdjan (pinecone soldierfish), 3051 nucleotides long. RefSeq names its product NACHT, LRR and PYD domains-containing protein 12-like. The record is from RefSeq and is a predicted model, not a curated record. The annotation marks the transcript as partial. The transcript has 10 exons. NCBI's taxonomy places the organism in Eukaryota, Metazoa, Chordata, Actinopteri, Holocentriformes, Holocentridae. Gene Ontology annotation, molecular function: protein binding.
GAGCAUAAGAUCAGUCUGAGGAGGAGAUGUGAAUUUGUGACAGAAGGAACUGCUGCAGCAGGAACUGGAACCCCCCUCAACAGGAUCUACACUGAGCUCUACAUCACACAGGGACGGAGUGAAGAGGUUAAUACCCAACAUGAGGUGUGGCAGCUGGAGACAACAUCCAAGAUGGAGACCCUCCAUGACACUCCAAUCAGGUGCCAGGACAUCUUUAAACCCUUACCUGGCCAAGACACACACAUCAGAGUAGUUGUGACGCAGGGCGUUGCUGGCAUUGGAAAAACCUUCUCAGUGCAGAAGUUCACUCUGGACUGGGCAGAGGGCUUGGAAAACCAACAUGUCAGUCUUGUGGUUCUGCUUUCGUUCCGGGAGCUGAACUUGAUUAAAGAUGAGCGCUACAGUCUUCUCCAGCUGCUCCGUGUUUUCCAUCCAACAUUACAGACGGUCACAGCAGAGAAGCUCGCCGUCUGUAAAGUCGUGUUCAUCUUUGACGGCCUGGAUGAAAGCAGGUUUUUAUUGGAUUUCCAGAACAAUGAGGUCAUGUCUGAUGUCACACAGACAUCAUCAGUAGACGUGCUGUUGACAAACCUCAUCAAGGGGAAUCUGCUUCCCUCAGCUCUCCUCUGGAUAACUUCCAGACCUGCGGCGGCCAAUCAGAUCCCUCCUACAUGUGUCGACAGGGUAACAGAAGUGCGAGGGUUCACUGACCUCCAGAAGGAGGAGUACUUCAGGAGGAGAUCCAGUGAUGAGGAGCUGUGCAGCAGAAUCAUCUCACACAUCAAGGCGUCCAGGAGCCUCCACAUCAUGUGCCACAUCCCAGUCUUCUGCUGGAUCACUGCUACAGUUCUGGAGCACAUGUUGACUACAGACCAGAGAGGAGAGCUGCCCAAGAGCCUGACUAACAUGUACUCACACUUCCUGCUGGUUCAGACACAGAGGAAGAAGCACAAGUAUGAUGAGAGACAUGACAGCAGUCAGCAGGAGCUGAUGGAGACUGACAGGGAAGUUCUUCUGAAGCUGGGCAGGCUGGCGUUUGAACAUCUGGAGAAAGGCAACCUGAUGUUCUACCAAGAAGACCUGGAGGAGUGUGGUCUUGAUGUCAGAGAGGCCUCGGUGUACUCAGGAGUGUGCACAGAGAUCUUCAAAACCGAGUGUGUGCUCUUCCAGAGAAAAGUCUACUGCUUUGUUCAUCUGAGCAUUCAGGAGUUUCUCGCUGCAGUCUACAUCUUCCACUGCUACACCAACAGGGACAUGGAGACACUGGAGACAUUCAUUGGACACGAGUUGGACUAUGAAGACAGAGGAUCAUCCCUGGUUGAUGUAGACAGUUAUUUUCACAAUAUGUUUACUAGAUAUGAAAAGUCUAAAGUACCGGACACAUUCAUUGGACCCCUGGAUGUUUUCCUGAAGAGAGUCAUGUCUAAAGCCCUGAAAAGUAAAAAUGGCCACCUGGACCUCUUUGUCCGCUUCCUUCAUGGCCUCUCACUGAAGUCCAGCCAGAGGCUCUUAGGAGGCCUGCUGGGUCAGACAGAGAGCAGACCAGAAGACAUCCAGAGGGCCAUCAGCAACCUUAAAGAGAUGAACACUGAAGAUAUCUCUCCUGACAGAAGCAUCAACAUCUUCCACUGUUUGAUGGAGAUGAACGACCUCUCAGUACAUCAGGACAUCCAAAAGUUCCUGAAGUCAGAGAACACAUCAGAGAAGAAACUCUCUGAGAUCCACUGCUCAGCUCUGGCCUACAUGCUGCAGAUGUCAGAGGAGGUUCUGGAUGUGUUUGACCUGAAGGCGUACAGAACAUCACAGGAGGGACGACAGAGACUGAUCCCAGCUGUGAGGAACUGCAGGAAGGCUCGACUUUCUGGCUGUGGACUCUCAGAGACUCACUGUGAAGUCGUGGCCUCGGCUCUGAAGUCCAACCCCCAUCUGACAGAGCUGGACCUGAGUGAGAACCAGCUGCAGGAUUCAGGAGUGAUGCUGCUGUCUGCUGGACUGGAGAGUCCAAACUGCAGACUGAAGACUCUGAGACUGAGUUACUGCAGGUUGACAGAGAGCAGCUGUGCUGCUCUGGCCUCGGCUCUGAAGUCCAACCCCCAUCUGACAGAGCUGGACCUGAGUGAGAACCAGCUGCAGGAUUCAGGAGUGGAGCUGCUGUCUGCUGGACUGGAGAGUCCAAACUGCAGACUGAAGACUCUCAGGCUGAGUGACUGCAGGUUGUCAGAGAGCAGCUGUGCUUCUCUGGCCUCGGCUCUGAAGUCCAACCCCCAUCUGACAGAGCUGGACCUGAGUGGGAACUACGAGCUGCAGGAUUCAGGAGUGGAGCUGCUGUCUGCUGGACUGGAGAGUCCAAACUGCAGACUGGAGACUCUCAGGUUAUGUAACUGCAGCUUGACAGAGAGCAGCUGUGCUUCUCUGGCCUCGGCUCUGAAGUCCAACCCCCAUCUGACAGAGCUGGACCUGAGUCAGAACGAGCUGCAGGAUUCAGGAGUGGAGCUGCUGUCUGCUCUGGUGGAGAGUCCAAACUGCAGCCUGAAGACUCUGAGACUGAGGCACUGCAGCUUGACAAAGGGCAGCUGUGCUUCUCUGGCCUCGGCUCUGAAGUCCAAACCCCAUCUGACAGAGCUGGACCUGAGUGAGAACCAGCUGCAGGAUUCAGGAGUGAAGCUGCUGUCUGCUGGACUGGAGAGUCCAAACUGCAGACUGAAGACUCUCAGACUGAGGUACUGCAGGUUGACAGAGAGCAGCUGUGCUUCUCUGGCCUCGGCUCUGAAGUCCAACCCCCAUCUGACAGAGCUGGACCUGAGUGUGAACCAGCUGCUAGAUUCAGGAGUGAAGCUGCUGUCUGCUGGACUGGAGAGUCCAAAUUGCAGACUGAAGACUCUGAGGCUGACAGACUGUUGGGUCACAGAUGAAGGCUGUGCUUCUCUGGCCUCGGCUCUGAAGUCCAACCCCCAUCUGACAGAGCUGGACCUGAGUGUGAACCAGCUGAAGGAUUCAGCAGUGAAGCUGCUGUCUGAUCUGGUGGAGAGUCCAAACUGCAGACUGAAGACU